This is a messenger RNA of Quercus robur (English oak), 1958 nucleotides long. Its product is annotated as alkane hydroxylase MAH1-like. NCBI's taxonomy places the organism in Eukaryota, Viridiplantae, Streptophyta, Magnoliopsida, Fagales, Fagaceae. The transcript has a single exon. The record is from RefSeq and is a predicted model, not a curated record. The coding region runs from base 159 to 1715 and encodes 518 amino acids. Gene Ontology annotation, molecular function: monooxygenase activity; oxidoreductase activity, acting on paired donors, with incorporation or reduction of molecular oxygen; heme binding.
UUACAUACGUUUAUGGUUGACCGUUUUACUUCAAUAUUCAAAUAGUGCAAAGUUCUUCUACGAUAUACACGUGCUUUGAGACCAAACCACGAACGUAACCAUCCAAUAGUUGGCGGUGAUUAAAAAUACCCAGGCAUCCUUAUAAAAGCCAUCUACCUAUGGGACUUUAUGAAACUACAAAGCUUCUAUCCAUUCCAAUGGCUAUAGUACUUUUGUACCCAGAGAUACUAGUAGCAAUAUUUUUAUGCUUCCUUUCUCUGUGCCAUUGGAGAUGGAAUAAAGCCGUAUUCAUCACAAACUGGCCGAUAGUUGGAAUGCUCCCGGGCCUUCUUCUCCACGCGUCACAUGUGCAUGAGUUCGUAACCCGCGUUCUUAAACAUUAUGAGGGCACUGUCGAGUUUAAGGGUCCAUGGUUCACUGGCAUGGACUUCAUGAUCACUAGCGAUCCCAUGAACAUCCACCACAUUUGCAGCAAAAACUUUUCCAAUUACCCAAAAGGGCCGAAGUUCCGAGAGAUUUUUGAACCUCUAGGAGAUGGAAUUUUCACUUCUGAUAAUGAUUCGUGGAGAAACCAGAGGAAGGUACUCCAUUCGUUGAUAAGGCAGAGCAAGUUCCAGUUGUAUUUUGAGGAAGCUAUCAAGGGAAAGGUGGAAAGGAGCCUUAUUCCAGUUCUUGAUCAUGUCUCAAGUCUGGGAAUUGAGGUUGAUUUACAAGAUGUUUUUCAGCGGCUCACCUUUGAUACUGCUUGCUUAAUAGUUUUAGGUUACGAUCUCAAUUGCCUCUCCAUUGAAUUCCCUGAAGUUGAAUUUUUAAAAGGGUUUGAUGAAGUGGAGGAAUGCUUGUUAUAUCGACACCUUGUGCCGCAAAGAUGUUGGAAGUUAACAAGAUGGCUUCGUAUUGGAACAGAGAAGAAGCUAUUAAGUGCUUGUAAAAUUUUUGAUCGACAUCUAUACGAGCACAUCUCAUCCAAGCGAGAAGAACUGACCCAGAAGAAGGAGGAAGCAGAAUUCAGCUUGUUGACAGCUAUGGUUAUGGAGCAACAAGAAGGAGAAAUGAGUGGUAUUACAAAAUCCAACAAGUUUCUAAGGGACACUGCAGCUAAUCUCAUAUCAGCAGGAAGAGACACUGUCAGUGCCGGACUCACUUGGCUUUUUUGGCUUGUUGCAACACACCCAUCAGUGGAAGCUAAAAUUCUAGAAGAAAUCAAAGAGCACUUGGUGGACAACGACAACAGGUGGAGGGUUUUAGAUAUAAAUGUGCUAAGCAAGCUAGUUUAUCUCCAUGGAGCGAUAUGUGAGUCCUUACGCCUUUUUCCACCUGUACCUUUCGAACACAGAUGUGCAGCUAAAAAUGAUGUUCUUCCCAGUGGCCACUGUAUCAAUCCAAAUACGAGAAUGUUAUACUCUUUACACUCAAUGGGAAGAAUGGAGGGUAUAUGGGGCAGAGAUUGCCUGGAAUUCAAGCCAGAGAGAUGGAUUUCCGAGCGAGGACGAAUAGUGCAUGUACCGUCUUUCAAAUUCACAGCAUUUAAUGCCGGAGCAAGGACUUGUUUAGGUAAGGAUAUAAGCUUCAUUCAAAUGAAAAUAAUUGCAAGCGCCAUCAUUUGGAAUUAUCGUGUUCAAAUAGUUGAAGGCCAUCUUGUUUCACCGAGUAUCUCCAUUAUACUUCACAUGAAACAUGGUUUGAAGGUGAGGAUCAACAAAAGAUAUGUUUGACGAAGUAAUUUCAGGACAAGCUAAAGCACAUCCGAGGCAAAGUAGUUUUCCAUGUCAACCAAUAAACCAAUAAAUAUAGUUUUUUUUUUUUUUUUUUUUUUGAGAUAGAAUAAAUAUAGUUGAAAUGAAAGUAUUGUUUAUAGUGGUGUGAGAUGUUUGGAUAUUGCAUGUGCAACAUUUCAUGUAGGAGCAACAUAUUUUGGUGUUGAUGUAAGUUUUAAUAGAUGAACAGGGCUUUAGAUC